GGUCCCCUCCCGACAUCUCGCUGAGCUCCCAGCCGCUCGCCAGCCCCUGUGCCCCGCUCCAGCCGCAGCCUGCCGCCACCAUGAGCCAGUCCUACUCCUCCAGCCAGCGGGUCUCUUCCUACCGCCGCACCUUCGGCGGCGGCUCCCCGGUCUUCUCCCGCGCCUCCUUCGGGGGCAAAGGCAGCGGCAGCUCUGUCACCUCCCGCGUCUACCAGGUGUCCCGCACCUCGGCCGUGCCCAGCCUGUCCAGCUUCCGUGCCACCCGCGUGAUGCCCCUGCGCUCCUACCAGAGCGCUUACCAGGGCGCCGGGGAGCUGCUGGACUUCAGCCUGGCCGAUGCCAUGAACCAGGAGUUCCUGCAGACCCGCACCAACGAGAAGGUCGAGCUGCAGGAGCUCAAUGACCGCUUCGCCAACUACAUCGAGAAGGUGCGCUUCCUGGAGCAGCAGAACGCCCUCAUGGUGGCCGAGGUGAACCGCCUGCGGGGCAAGGAGCCCACCCGCGUGGCUGAGAUGUACGAGGAGGAGCUGCGGGAGCUCCGGCGCCAGGUGGAUGUGCUCACCAGCCAGCGGGCGCGCGUCGAGGUCGAGCGCGACAACCUGCUCGACGACCUGCAGAAGCUCAAGCAGAGGCUGCAAGAGGAGAUUCAGCUGAAGGAGGAGGCUGAGAACAACCUGGCUGCCUUCAGAGCUGAUGUAGACGCAGCCACGCUGGCACGCAUCGACCUGGAGAGACGCAUUGAGUCCCUGCAGGAGGAGAUUGCCUUCCUCAAGAAGGUGCACGAAGAGGAAAUCCGGGAGCUGCAGGCGCAGCUGCAGGAGCAGCACAUCCAAGUGGAGAUGGACGUCUCCAAGCCAGACCUGACAGCCGCGCUGAGAGACAUCCGUGCCCAGUACGAGAACAUCGCUGCCAAGAACAUCGCCGAGGCUGAGGAGUGGUACAAGUCCAAGGUGUCUGACCUGACACAAGCAGCCAACAAGAACAACGAUGCACUGCGGCAGGCGAAACAGGAGAUGCUGGAGUACCGGCACCAGAUCCAGUCCUACACCUGUGAGAUCGACGCCCUCAAGGGCACGAACGACUCACUGAUGCGCCAGAUGCGGGAGAUGGAGGAGCGUUUUGCUGGGGAGGCCAGCGGCUACCAGGACACCAUUGCGCGGCUGGAGGAGGAGAUCCGGCACCUCAAGGACGAGAUGGCCCGGCACCUGCGGGAGUACCAGGACCUGCUCAACGUCAAGAUGGCCCUGGACGUGGAGAUCGCCACGUACCGCAAGCUGCUGGAGGGCGAGGAAAACCGGAUCAGCAUCCCCAUGCACCAGACCUUUGCUUCCGCUCUCAAUUUCCGAGAGACCAGCCCAGAGCAGCGUGGCUCUGAAGUGCACACCAAGAAGACCGUGAUGAUCAAAACCAUUGAAACCCGCGAUGGGGAGGUGGUGAGCGAGGCGACCCAGCAGCAGCAUGAAGUGCUGUAGACGAUGCUGCCGGCGGCCCAUCGGCACCUUCCAUCCCUGCCUCCAUCCCGCCGCCCCCCGGCGCCAAGCCCCGGCCCGCUCCUCCUCCCCCCCCGCUCCCCCUCCGGUGCUUGCCCCAGCGCUGCCCGAGGGACCCUGUGCAGCUGCCUCGGGGCACGGCACUGCUGGCUGCCCCCAGCGCCACCAAACCCUUGCCCCCCAUGCCCCCCGGGCUCUCUCCUUUGGCUUUGAAGUGCGUGCUCUGCUUUGGCAGCUUUGCAGCGGGAAUGCCAGCAUCAGGAUCAGGGCUGGGCCUGGGGGCGGCAGAGAGGGACUGAGGGGAGAGGCAGGACAGGGUGGGGGGAGCAGGUGGUGGCCUCUGCCAGCUCCCCGGAGAGCCGGACGGUCCCAGCAGCAGGUUCUGGAUCCCCCCGCGCCCCUGAGCCCCCUCCCCAUGCCCAUGCUGGGCACAGACGUGGGGUCUGUCCUGCAGGAGCAGGGACCCGUCUCCCCGCGCUGGCACCGCUGGCCUCCUCGGAGCUGGUGUUUCUCCUGGCAGAGGGCAGUGAUGCUGGGCACAGGGGGGAGCUGGGGACGGGCUGAGCCCCCCCCUCCCAGCCUGGCUUGAAGCCAGGGUGCUCUCAGCCUGCAUCACUCCCCACCUGGGGGGCUGGAGACCCGGGCUCCCCCCUGCCCGAGAUGCAGCCCCACAGGGUGGAGGGCAGUGCCCGCCCCCCCCGGAUUGGGCGCGAGGGGCCGUGGCUGUGCAGGCAGCUCCCCCUGGGAGGGGCUGCCCUGCUGUGUGUCCCCUCGCUGCCGGGGGCCACGGGGGUCCCCGCACUGGGGGCAGGUUGGUGAGCCGAGAGAGGAAACCCGUAGGUGGACACAGGCGAGAGAAGGAGUGAGUGAGUGGGAGAAAGGGGGGAGAGAGAGAGGAGCUGGAGAGAGGCCCGGGGGGCCGGCGGGCACCCCCACCCCUCGCCCCACUGCACCCCUACCCCACUGUGUGUACGUGACUCUUCCAGGCGGCUGAAAUAAACAGCGGAGCAUGA
Dromaius novaehollandiae (emu) is the source of this 2503-nucleotide messenger RNA. It is a transcript of the gene DES, whose product is annotated as desmin. NCBI's taxonomy places the organism in Eukaryota, Metazoa, Chordata, Aves, Casuariiformes, Dromaiidae. The transcript has 9 exons. Gene Ontology annotation, biological process: intermediate filament organization; skeletal muscle organ development. Gene Ontology annotation, cellular component: cell-cell junction; cytoplasm; intermediate filament. The coding region runs from base 81 to 1472 and encodes 463 amino acids. The record is from RefSeq and is a predicted model, not a curated record. Gene Ontology annotation, molecular function: structural constituent of cytoskeleton.